GGCGGCGGUGUCCGGGGGUCUGUCAUCAGAAACCCCGCAGCAGCUUCAUGAAAACGCGCAACCGAUGGCUUCGUAUUCGGAGCUUGAAGCCCACAUUAGGUGUUUGUGAAACCUCCUUGUCCGUGCGCCCGCUUCUAUCCCUCGCCUGUCCGGGCAUAUUUCUCACCCCCCGCGGAUUCCACACCACUGCUUCCGUCCGAUUCUGGCACCUACACCGCGCAUGCUCCAACCACAACCCCGCACCACGCCUGCGCAGGGGCUGGCGUCGCGGAAGAGAGGGCAACCAAACCGCCCUUCGUUCAAUCCGAUUGGCGGGAGGACCGGCGAGCCCUUGUUCGGUCCUCCGGCCAAUCGGAGUGGGAGUGGGCGGGGCUGGAGGACCCGCUGCCCCCGUUCGGUCCUCCAGCCCCGCCCCCUCGUUCACCCCGAUUGGUUGGAGGACAAACCGCUCACGUUCGGUCCUCCAGCCUCGCCUCCUCGUUCACCCCGAUUGGUUGGAGGACAAACCGCUCACGUUCGGUCCCUCCAGCCCCGAUCCCUCUCUUCCUAUUGGUCUGAAAGAACAAUCAGCCGUUUCCGGAUCCUCUCGGGCCUCAACCUGAACCAAAGGCCCAGUUGGGAAAAGGGGGUUACAAGGGGAGGAGUUCCAGGCGAGAAAAAUCAUAACAAAUAUCCUGCCAAGAUCUGACACGGCCACUCAAUUCAUCAAGACCUGAAUAUCAUCACAGCGAGUGGUUCGGGUCUGGAAUGCACUGCCUGGAAGCGUGGCGGAGGCAGGUUCAAUCGAGGCAUUCAAGAGGGCAUGGGAUGGUUAUUUAAAUAGAAACAAUGCGCAGGGUUAUGGGCAAAAGGCAGGAGAAUGGCACUAAGUCAUAACGCUCAUUUGGAGAUCCGGUGCAGACACAAUGGAUGGACUGAAUGGCCUCCUUCAGCUGGGAACUGAUCAACGCAGUCAGACUGCGGAGAGACCAUUCACCCGGUCCAUGUGUGGGAAUGGACUUACUCAGUUAUCCAGUGCAUUGACAGACCAGCGAGUUCACACUGGGGAGAGGCCGUUCAGGUGUUCUGUGUGUAGGCAGGAAUUUGCUGAAUCAUCUGAGCUACUGGUGCAUGAGAAAGUUCACACUGAGGAGAGGCCAUUCACCUGCUCUGUGUGUGGGAAGGGAUUCACUCAGUCAUCCCACCUCACUGAACAUCAACUUGUUCACGGCAAUCAGAGACCUUUUAAAUGUUCUGACUGUGAGAAGAGCUUUAAAAGCAAGAAGUAUCUGCGAGUACACCAGCGAGUUCACACUGGGGAGAGACUGUUCACCUGCUCUGACUGUGGGAAGGAAUUCGUUCAGUCACACCACCUUCUGAGGCACCAGCAAGUUCACACAGGGGAGAGGCCGUUCAUCUGCUCUGACUGUGGGAAGGGAUUCACACAUUCACACAACCUUCUGACACACCAGCGAGUUCACACUGGGGAGAGGCCAUACACCUGCUCUGACUGUGGGAGUGGAUUCACUCAGUUAUCCCACCUUCUGACACACCAGCGAGUUCACGCUGGAGAGAGACCGUUCACUUGCUCUGACUGUGGGAAGGGAUUCACUCAGUCACACCACCUUCUGACACACCAGCGAGUUCAUACUGGGGAGAGGCCAUUUAUCUGCUCCGAGUGUGGGAAGGGAUUCAGUCAGUCAUCCCACCUUCUGACACACAAGCAAGUUCACACUGGGGAGAGGCCAUUCACCUGCUCUGAGUGUGGUAAGGGAUUCGCUCAGUCAUACCAGCUUCUGAUGCACCAGCAAGUUCACACUGGGGAGAGACCGUUCACCUGCCCAGUGUGCGCAAAGGGAUUUACUCAGUCAUCAAACCUACUGGUACACCAGCGAGUUCACACCGGGGAGAGACCAUUCACCUGCUCCAUGUGUGGGAAGGGAUUCACUCAGUCAUCCCACCUUCUGACGCAUCAGCAGGUUCAUAGGGGGGUGAGGCCAUUCACCUGCUCCGUGUGUGGGAAGGGAUUCACUCGGUCAUCCCACCUGCUGAGACACCAGCAAGUUCACAAGUGACUGCUGGAGUUGGAUUGUGUUAUUGCUGCUGUUAGCCACAGCCAGGACUGAACAUGUGGGUGAAUCCUGAGGUGUGUAAAAAAUCACAGCCGCUCUCUUCCAUGGUUCAGAGCUCCUAGAUACAGAACAGAAGGCUCCUUUACAACUGGGUUUAGAGUCAGGAUGAACAAUGGUGAAUGUUGGAAACGUGCUGUCAAAUCAGAGAUUGGUGUAAAACUGUGAUCUGCUCCUGACUGAAAGUGAACUGGCAGGUUUAUGUUUCCAGUCUGGAAAUGAUUGUGAUAAUUAUGGUACGAGGAUUUAAAAUGUUUGUGUGACAUUCUUGAGUCUACCAAUGUAAGGCAAUAACAACAAGAGGUUUCAUUUCUAUAUGGAACCUUUAACCUCUCUCACCUUCCAUUAACUUCAAUAUAAUCGAAACUGACAGUUGGAAUCUGUCAACAUUUGAAAGAUAUUUACAAUGAUUGGAGGGUUUCUUACAGUUAGGAUUUUUCUCUAUUCUGACCACUCAAGGUGUUCAAUAACAGACUUUCUCCUGUGAAUAUCGAGCUGGGAUAUUGGGCUGUGACAUAUUUCCUUGUUCAUCUUGCUGACUUGAUAUAUUAAAUCUUGUGGUUUCGGACACCAGAUAAUCAAGCUCACAACAACAGAUUGUCUUUUCCUGACUUUAUUAACAGCUCUGCAAUCAUACGGACAGAGUAAUUCCUUACAUGGUUCCGGUCUUCAAUGAUGUACUUAUAAAUGUCAUCAUUUUAUAUACUUCAGAGCCUGUAAUAUAGGAAUCGUGGAUUGGUGUGUAACUUUAAUAUAAUUUUAAUUCAAUAUUCCUUCUUUUAAAUAUCAAUUUCACCACUUCCCUGUUGCCUGCUGAAUUUGUCUAUUAUUGUUAGUACAUGAUUGUCACAUGUUUUCAUGUUUUGAAUUUGAUUAUGUAGUCUAUAGAUGACAUUUUAUGAAUUAUUUGAUGUAGGUGACACUGCAAUUCAUCCUUUGGGCUGUGAAUAUGUUUCUUGAAUAAAAUACCGUUAUAUUAAAUGAAA
This is a messenger RNA of Carcharodon carcharias (great white shark), 3094 nucleotides long. RefSeq names its product gastrula zinc finger protein XlCGF8.2DB-like. Gene Ontology annotation, molecular function: DNA-binding transcription factor activity; RNA polymerase II cis-regulatory region sequence-specific DNA binding. The transcript is spliced from 2 exons. Gene Ontology annotation, biological process: regulation of transcription by RNA polymerase II. The record is from RefSeq and is a predicted model, not a curated record. NCBI's taxonomy places the organism in Eukaryota, Metazoa, Chordata, Chondrichthyes, Lamniformes, Lamnidae. The coding region runs from base 906 to 2054 and encodes 382 amino acids.